AUGGAAGAGGACUACCCUGUGAGUUUGGCUGUUGAACUGGCGCCGGAGAAUGGCUCAUUGCUGUUACCCGGCAGCAUCACCAUCACCCGCACAACUCUCUCUGUAUUUAAAAUAUGUGAUAUGAACGAUGAGGAGCCACUUUUCAUUGGUGUUUGCUCUGUGCCACUUCUUCGCUUUGCCCGACAACGCAGUGAAGUCUUUCGAUCCUCCAAUGCACUUCUGUUGAUGAGUCUCUCGGAUCAUCUCUUCAUCAACGCCGCCCUCAGUGCCGGCAUUGCCCCACUGAAGACUACAGGCGGCAGCACCGCCACCUCCCGCUCCACCUCCACUGGACUGUACACGCGAACACCAAAGGAUGAUCGGCAGGUGGAUAAAAUGCAGCAACUCGACAGUCCUUCAACAUGGACACGACUGCGAUUGGAGUUUCCAAAACCAGAAGAUUGUGAUCGUUGCAUGGAGGCACUUCUCGCCCGUAAUGCGGAGAACGCCACAUCCGAGUUGAAUUCCAUAAAUCCACUUGGAGGUACACCAUCUGUUACUUCGCGAACAGAAGAAGUUUUGCAUAAACCACGAUCUCAUCGCGAGAGUGCAUCUGUUUCCAGUAUUGCAAGUCUCGGCAGCCGAAACCGUGAUGGAGCAGUAAAUGCAGUAGAUCAGCAAAGUGAUAUUAUGCACAGCUGCCGCAGUUUACCUGGUGGGGAUGAAAUAUCACCCACUGCCUCCAAUAUCCAACGUUCUUUAAGAAAAUCGCCAAGUUUUCCAAUAAACAGCAGAAGAGAACUGGAAACCCAAAGUGAUGCAAAUACCCCACGCAAUGUUCAACAAGCUCGUGGUAUCACUGGGGCUGGUUCAAAUCGUCCAGAGGAGAGUCAACGAGAGAUCCUCACAUUGGAUAAAUCAGUUGAUAAUCCUGGUACACCCCGCAGCAGCCAUCACAGCCGUGGACUUCCUGCACGCAGUAAUCCCACCGAUAGUCGACGGGAAUUGGAAUCAGCAAGUGGGGCACGUACACCCCGCAGCCUUCGUGAAAGCCAAAAUGAUCGUUUUGCCGCUUUUCGAAUCCAAGACAGUGAAAAGGGGUCGGGAACACCACGUGAAUCUCAAGAUGGACGACACACACCCCGCAGCAGCCAUCACAGCCGUGGACUUCCUGCACGCAGCAAUCCCACCGAUAGUCGACGGGAAUUGGAAUCAGCAAGUGGAGCACGUACACCACGCAGCCUUCGUGAAAGCCGCAAUUCUCCUAUUCCUCCUCCAGCCUCUACAUCCGCUGCCACAGCUCCCGCUGCUGCUGCUGCUGCCGCCGCUGCUGGAACCGCCUCCACCCACUCCUUUUCCUCCAGACCACAUGAGAGUAAACGUGAGGUGCUAACACCGCAUGAAUCCCAAGAUGGACGAAAUACACCCCGUAGCAGCCAUCACAGCCGUGGACUUCCUGCACGCAGUAAUCCUACCGAUAGUCGACGGGAACAAGAAGUCGCAAGUGGAUUGCGUACACCACGCAGCCUUCGUGAAAGCCAAAAUGAUCGUUAUGAUGCUUUUCGAGUACAAGACAGUGAACGAGGGGCUGGAACACCACGUGAAUCUCAAGAUGGACGAAAUACACCCCGCAGCAGCCAUCACAGCCGUGGACUUCCUGCUCGCAGUAAUCCCACCGAUAGUCGACGGGAAUUGGAAUCAGCAAGUGGAGCACGUACACCACGCAGCCUUCGUGAAAGCCAAAAUGAUCGUUUUGCUGACCUUCGAGUACAAGACAGUGAACGAGGGGCUGGAACACCACGUGAAUCUCAAGAUGGACGAAAUACACCCCGCAGCAGCCAUCACAGCCGUGGACUUCCUGCUCGCAGUAAUCCCACCGAUAGUCGACGGGAAUUGGAAUCAGCAAGUGGAGCACGUACACCACGCAGCCUUCGUGAAAGCCAAAAUGAUCGUUUUGCUGACCUUCGAGUACAAGACAGUGAACGAGGGGCUGGAACACCACGUGAAUCUCAAGAUGGACGAAAUACACCCCGCAGCAGCCAUCACAGCCGUGGACUUCCUGCUCGCAGUAAUCCCACCGAUAGUCGACGGGAAUUGGAUACAGCAAGUGGAGCACGUACACCUAAAGGAUCUACACGAGAUGGUGGACGUGGUACCCCACGAGAUCCUCUUGGGGUAAACAAAGCCAUGAAUGAAAAUAUGACUCGUGAAGUGCCUACUGCGUCUGGUCCGGCACGUUAUAAUGGACGUGAUGUGGAUGCAGAACGAGAGUUAUAUGUCAACAGCCAACCACACUCAUAUGCUGGAGACAGAAUUUCUGCGGCAAACACACAGCGAUCGGGUAAAAAUCGUACAGAGUAUCAGUAUCUUUUACGUAAUGUGAUGAAACUUAUGCACCAUCGUCUACAUUUUAUGCAGUAUCUACAUAAGGAGUUGGUUCACGAGGCAUACCUUGUGGAGGAAGCUAAACUCCUUGGCCCUCGUGCACGUGGUGGUUCUCGCAGUGCCUCUAUGAGUCGUUCUUUCAGUCGACCGACGAGUGCCGUCUCCCCACGUUCCCCACGUCGUACACUUCACUCAAGUGUUGCGGAGGAAUCUUCACGUUUGCGUGAAAUUGAGGAACGUCUGCGUGCGGUGGAGGAACUUCAUCGUGAGGCGGAACUUGACCGUCGUGAGGCGGAGCGUACCCGACGAGAUGUGGAACGAGAGAAGAGUGAAUUGGAUCGUGAGAGACGUGAAUUGGAUCGUCUGCGUCGUGAAACGGAAGAAAAGUUGGAGUCUAUUACUCGUCGAUCCGCAGGACAAUCAACUCAACCCUCACCUUCGCGUGGUGCGUCUGAGAUGAAAGAAUUUAAUUCUAUUCGCAGUCUUCAUGCACAAGGAUCUGGGAUUACUGGUGAGAAUCAUAUAAACCAUAAGAAUGGUGAUAAAGGAGGAGCGAGAAGAAGUGAAUCUCUUAACAAGUACCCUAUGAGUGAUCUUGUCCAUCCAUUAAAUCAAAGUAAACCACAAGGAAGUGAUGUUUCUCAAGGAAGCAGAUAUUCUAAUCCAAUGGUUGGAAAUGGACAAGUUGCACUUGCACCACGUCCAAAUCAACAACAACUUCAGGUUCAUCAACCUACUCCUCCUGUUCCUGCUCCUUCUACAGAGGUGGAAUAUUCUACUGCUAUUCUGGAUCGAUACAUUUAUGGAGAUGAAUGGCAUCUACUUUACCCUGGACGUGAAGCGGAUGUACGUUUUAACGCAUUGAUAGAUGUUUGUUUAACACUGAAACUUCCACGUCGUCUUGUGACUAUUACGAGUGUUUCAGUUGAUCAACCAGGAUUACGUGUUACUGCGGAAAUAUACCACAAUCGUGAUAGUUUACCACGUGAAGUACUGGAACGUCGUUUCAGUACUCAGCCAUUUUAUUUCUUACAACGAUUCUAUGAACUUCGUCACUAUAUUAAUGGUGAGGAUACUUCUGUGAAUCCAGCUUUAAGAGGAGGUCGUCAUGGAUCUCGUAUUGGUUCAAGAGGAGUAUCCCCUCGUGUUGCCAACCGAAGUUCUUCAUCUUACUUACGUGGAUUAGAGGAUGAUAUUGUGGCACUUGGAAGUGAAGAUGAAACGAACCCAGACAGUUUGUUAAUGGGUCCAGAUGAUCGAACACGUGAUAUUCUUCGACGCAAUGAUGAAAGAGGUAAACAACGUGAACGAGAAUUAUUAUAUGAAAGGGAAAGAAGACAUAUGGCUAUGCAAUUGGAACGUCUACAACAGCAAUUGGAUCGAUUGGAGGAGAAUGAAGCCUACAGACGCAGUAGAAUUGUACUGGCGGAAGCUCAAGAAAGACAAAAUAUGGUAUUUGAUGGAGAUCUUAAUCAUCGUCAUACCUUUGCCAUGUCUAAACAAGCAUUGGAAGAGAAGGAACACCUUGAACGUGCUAUGGUGGAAGUUGGUUAUGCCCGACAAUCACAGGCUAUUGCUCAAGCACAACGUCGUAAUUUGGCUAUUGUACGUAUGUUGGUAAUGGAGAAGGAACGUCGGGCUCGUAUUAUGGAACAGGAACAAGAAGAGAUUCUUGUUUUGGAUCUUGUUAUGAAUCCACUUCGUCAUUUCAAGACAGCAUCACAACCGGAAGUAGAUGAACGAAUGCGACGACAACGCCUUAUUGAAGCCGAAGCCAAACAAAGAGCCCAUAUUUAUGCUAAUAUUAAUGGUUUUAUUGUUGAAGCUUUACAAGAUGAGAUGGAGGCUCUCGUGGGUGAUGAAAUGACUGUACGUAUGAUGAUUACAGCAGAUGAAAUGAAGGAGCGGAUAGAUCUUGUCUGCGGCAGUAAAGCACCGUUGGAUGCUCAAUCACGAUCCCGUGGUGCUGCUAUUACUCCAGAGACUUGGGCAGCUUUACUGAAUGAAGAAGCAAUGGAGCGUGAACAACUUUGCAAUGAUGAAGAACGUCGUCGUCGUCUCUUCCAGCGUGAGUAUAUUGUCACGACAGAGGAUGUGACCCGUAAUGAGAUUGAAUUAAAUGAGUUGGAUGAACAUAUUGCGAUGUUAGAUGAUAUUGUACAACAAAACCGUGCCAUGUUGGAGCGACGUCGUCAGGAACGUAAUCAUCUUGUAAAGUUAACAAAUGAAGAGCAAUUCUAUCGUAAAGGUAUUCUCACAGAUGAACAGGAUGCAUGGGAGAUGUUUAUGGAAUUGUUUGACUCGGAACUUCAUGAUGUGUUACUCGCUGAGAAUGCCCGACUUUCACCGGCGCCGGAUCUCGAAAGUCCACAACGCCGUCGCCGCACAACUAUUGGCACUCCGCGGCAAACAAAGCCAUUCCAUUACAUGACCUUCGCCUUAGAAGAUAUGGAACACGGCCCAACAGCGGCAUUGGCGAUUGAAGGUAUUCUCGGCUGCAGUAUUAAUAAGAAUCUCGAGGUGACGAGUAUUGCCCGUCCACUGCCAAAGGUGGAAGAGGAGGAAUUGCAAUUCCAGGCGGGAGAUAUGAUUCUGGAUGUGGCUGGAUUCUCCCUACACUCCCUUUCACAUCUGCGGGAGGUGUUGGGCAAUCGCGCUAUGCAGAUUCAACACGAGGCGCGUGUGGAGUUCCCAGAUGUGCCGGAGGAGGAACUCACUGUGAAUCCCGCACUGCAGAAGUAUGUGGAGGUUCUCUGUGAACAUCACAACUUUCUUGUGCAGGUCUUGCGUGGAUGUGAUAUCUUCCAAAUCAUUGUCAAAUCAUAG
Trypanosoma theileri is the source of this 5190-nucleotide messenger RNA. RefSeq lists its product as uncharacterized. Bases 1 to 5190 code for a protein of 1729 amino acids. The transcript has a single exon. The record is from RefSeq and is a predicted model, not a curated record. Lineage: Eukaryota; Euglenozoa; Kinetoplastea; Trypanosomatida; Trypanosomatidae.